GAUGAUCAGCGCGCCAGUUUGCCGGCCUUUCCGGGUCUCCGCGCCGGGCCUGGUCUUCAAUUGCUUGAGAGUAGUUCGUUGAGCAACAUCCAUGGUGUCAUGUUCACCUCCACUGGAAGCGGGGCCAGUGAUGGUCUACCCGAACCUCAAAGCCGCCCGUUCUCUGUCACUCGGUUUCAAAGAGCCACUUCAUCAGCUGCAGCGGCAAGUGGCACUCCACUUGAACCGGAUGCUGAGUUUUUGGACAUGAUUCUUCGUCUACAGGUUAG
Messenger RNA from Opisthorchis viverrini, 269 nucleotides. RefSeq lists its product as hypothetical. NCBI's taxonomy places the organism in Eukaryota, Metazoa, Platyhelminthes, Trematoda, Opisthorchiida, Opisthorchiidae. The transcript has a single exon. The record is from RefSeq and is a predicted model, not a curated record. The annotation marks the transcript as partial.